CAACAAUUCUUCAAAUAAGAAAUCAAAACAAUACGGUUAAAUAUGGUGAGAAUUACAGUUGAAAUGGUACGAAAAAAAGCUGAACACCAUGAUUGCCUUUUAGCCCCCUUAGAGGAAAUUGCUUUACAUCAAGAAAACAUCGAGAGAAUUGAAUUCAUUCAAGACUGGUGCCCAAAACUCAAAAUACUUUUAAUGCAAAGUAAUCUCAUCGCAAAAAUUGAGAAUCUUAACAAACUGAAACACCUUACCUACCUAAAUUUGGCUCUUAAUAACAUAGAAGUGAUUGAAAAUCUACAACGAUGUGAAUCUUUGCAAAAGUUAGACUUAACUUUGAAUUUUAUCGGUGACAUUAUCAGUGUUGAAUCCCUUUCAGGAAAUUAUAAUUUAGAAAACUUAUAUUUAACAGGGAACCCCUGCACUGAUUAUGAAAACUACAGAGUCUUUGUUAUCGGUACUCUACCCCAGCUCCGUUAUUUGGACGGAAACGAAAUCGAAAGAUCUGAUAGAAUUACUGCAUUACAAAACCUACCAGUUAUACGAUCAGAUAUCCUAUUUGAACAGGAGAAUUAUAAGCAUCAAAGGAAGGCUCAAAAAACAAGACUAGAACGAGAUAUACAAAGUAAAUGGGAAAACGAAUACAAAGAUAUGGAUCCAGAUGAAAGAAAUAAAAAAUUCUGGGCUGAGAAAUGUGAACAUGCACCUGAAGUCCGUUACGAAAUUGAACGCAUGAGGAAAUUGAAGUUGAAAUCAUACGAACCAGAAAAGAAGACAGAAGAGAAACGUGUGUACAAAUUUUUCGCCGCUGACGGACGUCCCUUCAAUAUUAAUCAAGCAAAAAUUGAUUUCAAAUUCAGUGAUUCAGAACCAGAUAAAUAUGUGCUGGAUUUAGCUAUUUACAAGCACCUCGAUACAAGUCUCCUCGAUAUAGAUAUCCAGCCAAAUUACGUAAGAGUAACCAUAAGAGAUAAAAUAUUUCAAUUAUAUAUUCCCGAAGAAGUAGAUAUUUCAAAAUCAACAGCCCAGAGAUCACAAAUUACUGGUCACUUGGUUGUUACAAUGCCCAAAGUUAAUGUAAUAGUCUCCAAGCAAAAGUUAUCUAAAAGUAAACCCAUAGAAGAUUCCCAACUUAUCCAUGAACAUAAAUUGAAAGACUGUGUGAUGCAGACAGAGCAAACUAAACGUGAAUUCUUAGAAAUAGGACCGGCAGAUAAUGUUUUGGACUUUACAAAAAUGAUUGAGUCCAAGGUAACGCGCAGUUAUAUGAAUUCAAGAAUGAAUUUAGGCGAGAAAGAACCCUCACCAGACUUUAUUGAUAACCCCGAAGUGCCUGAUCUUAUAUAACAAUGAUAGCGUAUUUUUAAUAAGUCAUGAUUAAAACACAUGUAUUGUCAAUAUUGCAAA
This is a messenger RNA of Colias croceus (clouded yellow), 1401 nucleotides long. RefSeq names its product protein tilB (gene tilB). The record is from RefSeq and is a predicted model, not a curated record. Gene Ontology annotation, biological process: outer dynein arm assembly. The coding region runs from base 43 to 1341 and encodes 432 amino acids. The transcript has a single exon. NCBI's taxonomy places the organism in Eukaryota, Metazoa, Arthropoda, Insecta, Lepidoptera, Pieridae. Gene Ontology annotation, molecular function: protein binding. Gene Ontology annotation, cellular component: cytoplasm.